AUAAGUCUUUUAAGUGAUUAAGAAACUAAAAGCCAUGAAUGGCCUUACAUUCUUCACACCCUUUUUAUUAUUUCUAUAUCUCUUAUGCAUCUUGUUUACGACAGAAACUGAAGCUGGAUCGAGAAAUGGUGACGGGGUUUACAUUGUCUACAUGGGAUCAGCUUCUUCUGCUGCCAACGCUAAUAGAGCUCAGAUACUCAUAAACACCAUGUUUAAGAGGAGAGCAAACGAUCUUGUCCACACAUAUAAGCAUGGCUUCUCGGGUUUCGCAGCUCGUUUGACAGCAGAAGAAGCCAAGGUCAUAGCCAAGAAACCGGGAGUGGUUUCGGUUUUUCCUGACCCAAACUUCCAGCUUCAUACAACUCAUUCAUGGGACUUUCUCAAGUACCAAACAUCAGUAAAGAUCGAUUCCGGUCCACCUUCAUCAGCCUCUGAUGGAUCAUAUGACAGCAUUGUCGGCAUUCUGGACACAGGGAUAUGGCCAGAAUCAGAGAGCUUCAAUGACAAAGACAUGGGUCCAAUUCCGUCUCGAUGGAAAGGUACAUGCAUGGAAGCAAAGGACUUCAAGUCUUCUAACUGUAACAGAAAGAUCAUUGGAGCAAGAUACUACAAAAAUCCUGAUGAUGAUUCAGAAUACUAUACCACAAGGGAUGUGAUCGGUCACGGUUCUCAUGUGUCCUCCACCGUAGCUGGAUCUGCCGUUGAGAAUGCUUCCUACUAUGGUGUAGCUUCCGGGACCGCAAAGGGAGGUUCACCAAACGCUAGGAUUGCUAUGUACAAAGUAUGCAAUCCCGGGGGAUGCACUGGCUCCUCUAUCUUAGCUGCCUUCGAUGAUGCAAUCGCAGAUGGAGUUGAUGUUCUAUCUCUGUCUCUAGGAGCUCCAGCAUACGCCCGUAUCGACCUGAACACUGAUCCUAUCGCCAUUGGAGCGUUUCACGCGGUGGAGCAAGGAAUUUUGGUGAUCUGCUCUGCAGGUAAUGAUGGACCUGAUGGCGGUACAGUUACCAAUACUGCACCUUGGAUAUUGACCGUCGCUGCCAACACCAUUGACAGAGACUUUGAGUCUGAUGUUGUUCUAGGCGGCAAUAAAGUCAUCAAGGGUGAAGGUAUACACUUUGCAAACGUUAGUAAAUCUCCUGUGUAUCCUCUGAUUCAUGGCAAGUCUGCUAAGAACGCUGAUACAUCAGAAGGAGAAGCCAGGGCCUGUGACUCUGGUUCUCUAGAUCAAGAGAAGGUAAAAGGGAAGAUUGUGUUAUGCGAGAACGUUGGUGGAUCAUAUUAUGCAUCAUCCGCUAGGGACGAGGUGAAGAGCAAAGGAGGUAUUGGUUGCGUCUUUGUAGAUGACAGAACUAGAGCAGUUGCUAGCGCUUAUGGCAGUUUUCCUACUACCGUAAUUGACUCAAAGGAAGCAGCUGAGAUCCUCUCCUAUCUCAACUCAACCAAAGAUCCUGUUGCAACAAUUCUUCCAACUGCAACAGUUGAGAAGUUCACACCCGCGCCUUCCGUUGCAUAUUUCUCUUCCAGAGGACCUUCAAGCCUCACAAGAAGCAUUCUAAAACCUGACAUUACAGCACCGGGAGUCGCGAUACUCGCUGCAUGGACUGGAAACGACUCAAGCAUUUCGCUAGAAGGCAAGCCAGCUUCUCAGUAUAACGUCAUAUCAGGAACUUCCAUGGCAGCUCCUCAUGUUACAGCUGUUGCAUCUCUAAUCAAAUCACAGCAUCCAACAUGGGGUCCAUCCGCGAUCAGAUCAGCAAUCAUGACAACAGCGACUCAAACAAACAACGACAAAGGUCUUAUAACAACAGAAACUGGUGCAGCAGCCACGCCUUAUGACUCUGGAGCAGGAGAACUAAGCUCAACAGCAUCAAUGCAACCAGGACUAGUUUACGAGACUACUGAAAUUGACUACCUGAACUUUCUCUGUUACUAUGGAUACAACGUAACCACAAUCAAGGCUAUGGCAAAAGCAUUUCCAGAAAAUUUCACUUGCCCUGCAGAUUCCAACUUAGACUUAAUCUCAACUAUCAAUUAUCCAUCAAUUGGAAUCUCUGGAUUCAAAGGAAAUGGAAGCAAGACAGUUGCAAGAACAUUGACCAAUGUUGGUGGAGACGGUGUGGCUGUUUACACAGUCAGCUUGGAAACACCACCAGGGUUUAAUAUUCAAGUAACGCCAGAGAAACUACAAUUUACAAAAGAUGGUGAGAAGUUGACAUACCAGGUGAUAGUCUCUGCUACUGCUUCACUUAAGAAAGAUGUAUUUGGGGCUCUUACUUGGUCUAAUGCCAAGUACAAGAAUCUUACUUGCAUCAGGAGCGGUAAAACCCCCAUGCACAGAUACAAACAUGGAUUCUCUGGAUUCGCAGCCCAUUUAUCAGAAGAUGAAGCACAUCUCAUGGCCAAGCAACCGGGAGUAGUAUCUGUCUUCCCUGAUCAGAUGUUACAGCUCCACACAACUCGUUCAUGGGAUUUCUUGGUACAAGAAAGUUAUCAAAGAGACUUCACUGAAAUGAACUAUGGACAAGAAUCCGACGUGCAUGAAGGAGACACCAUUAUUGGCUUCCUUGAUUCAGGAAUUUGGCCCGAGGCGCAGAGCUUUAACGACAGGCACAUGGGUCCAGUCCCAGAGAAAUGGAAGGGCACUUGCAUGAGAGGGAAGAAGACACAACCUGAUUCUUUCCGUUGCAAUAGCACUAUUGACCGUGGCUUUGAGUCCAACAUUCUUCUGGGAGGAGAUGAAAACAGAUUAAUCGAGGGGUUUGGAAUAAAUAUUGCCAAUAUCAAUAAAACCCAGGCUUACCCACUCAUUCACGCACGAUCAGCCAAGGCGAUUGAUGCUAAUGAGGAAGCUGCUAGGAACUGUGCACCUGAUACAAUGAACCAAACCAUUGUUAAGGGAAAGAUUGUUGUGUGCGACAAUGAUCUUGGUAACCAGGUGAUCCAGUGGAAAAGCGAAGAGGUUAAGAGACUUGGAGGUGCCGGUAUGGUAAUUAUUGACGACGAGUCAAUGGAUCUGUCUUUUAUUGAUCCCUCGUUUCUAGUGACAAUAGUAAAACCAGAGGAAGGGGUACGAAUCCUGUCCUACAUAAAUUCAAGAAGAGAACCAAUUGCAACGAUCAUGCCUACAAGAUCACGAACAGGACAUAUGUUAGCACCAUCAAUACCAUCCUUCUCAUCAAGAGGUCCUUACUUGCUUACCAGAAGCAUCCUCAAGCCUGAUAUUGCAGCACCAGGGGUCAACAUAUUGGCAUCGUGGUUAGUCGGUGACAGAAAUGCAGCACCAGAGGGCAAGCCACCACCACUCUUCAACAUUCAAUCAGGGACUUCAAUGUCAUGUCCCCAUGUCUCCGGGAUUGCUGCUCGUCUCAAAUCCAGAUACCCUUCCUGGAGUCCUGCAGCGAUUAGAUCUGCCAUCAUGACAACAGCCGUGCAAAUGACCAACACAGGAUCCCAUAUAACUACAGAAACAGGAGAAAAGGCCACACCUUAUGACUUUGGUGCUGGGCAGGUUACUGUAUUUGGACCUUCAUCCCCAGGACUGAUUUAUGAAACCACUCCCAUGGACUACCUAAACUUUCUCUGCUACUAUGGGUUUACUUCUGAUCAGAUCAGAAAGAUAUCAAACCGCAUACCACAAGGUUUUGCUUGUCCUGAACAAAGCAGCAGGGGAGACAUAUCUAACAUCAACUACCCAUCAAUCUCAAUUUCUAACUUCAAUGGAAAAGAAAGCAGAAGGAUAAGCAGAACAGUGACAAAUGUAGCAUCACGCCUCAUUGGAGAUGAAGAUACAGUCUACACUGUGAGCGUCGAUGCACCAGAAGGGUUACAAGUUAGAGUGAUACCACGAAGGCUACAUUUCAGGAAGAUAGGAGAUAAACUUAGCUACCAAGUGAUCUUCUCAUCUACUACAUCAAUACUCAAGGACGAUGCUUGUGGAUCUAUAACAUGGUCUAACGGAAUGUACAAGGUGAGGAGUCCAUUCGUUGUAACCAGCAAAGGUGAUGACAGCAAAACUUAACGAUAAUUAAGAAUUAAGAAGAAU
Arabidopsis arenosa is the source of this 4042-nucleotide messenger RNA. The record is from the annotation of a GenBank genome assembly. Lineage: Eukaryota; Viridiplantae; Streptophyta; Magnoliopsida; Brassicales; Brassicaceae.